CAGUCUACAACUGUUUGUGAGUUGUGACCAGAGCUUCAUAAAAUAAAUAACCAAAUCCACAAAGCACAUAGCAACUCUAUCAUUCAAUUCUUUCUUCUUCUUCUUCUUCCACCUUUGCACCGCCAUAGCAAUAUCCAAGGCCAUGAUGAUUCAGAGUGAGAAAGCCCCACCACAGCCACCUUCACGUGCCUUUCUGGACACAGUACAAGAAAUCACCAGAAUCUAUAGCUCACUGCCACCUAGACCUUCCAUAGAAGAGGUUGAAGCUGCCACGUCUACACUGGAUACAGUGAACAACGAGGAACAAACCAAACUCAACGAAAUCUCAAUGCAAGAACCACCCCAUGAUGUCCCCGAGGACCUCUUCUCUGUCCUGCAAGAGCUCAAGAAGACCAUGGUCCUUUUCCAGAGUCAUGAACAGAGGAGAGAGGCUCUCCACCUUCUUCAGCUCGAAAAGAUGUUUCAGACCUUUGGUGAUCUCAUUCAGAGAGCUUCUGAAUUGGUUUCUGGGGACACCCAGAAAGAAAAGCCUCACACUUUAGCCGAACCCCUUGAGAAAUUUGCAAGGGAUGAUGUGAUCACUGAUGAAACUUUGGUGAAGAAGAAAGAAGAGGAACAAACACAGAAGAAUGAUUUCAAAGCCGAAAAGUUCUUGUCAGCAGCACAUGGGAGCUCUGAGAAAUUAAGUCUCAUGAAAGUGGCUACUCUUAUUGAAAAUUGUGCUAAAAGUGGAGCUGAAAUCCUUGAUCUGAGAGGGAAGUUGGUGGAUCAGAUGGAGUGGUUGCCGGUGUCAAUUGGGAAAUUAUCUGAUGUAACUGAAGUGGACCUAUCUGAAAACAGAAUCAUGGCUCUGCCAACAACCAUGGGGGGUCUUAAGGCCUUAACAAAGCUUGAUCUUCACUCAAACCAAAUUAUAAACCUUCCCCACUCAUUUGGUGAAUUGAUAAACCUUAUUGAUCUUGACCUCCAUGCCAACAAGUUGAGAUCACUUCCUCCUACUUUUGGAAACUUGACAAAUCUCAUUGAUCUUGACUUGAGUUCAAAUGAGUUCACACAUUUACCAGAGACAAUUGGGAAUUUAAGCAGCUUGAAGAGACUAAAUGUUGAGACAAACGAGCUUGAGGAACUGCCUUAUACAAUUGGAAAUUGCUCAUUACUGUCUGUGCUGAAGUUAGAUUUCAAUCAGCUCAAGGCCCUUCCUGAGGCAAUUGGGAAGCUUGAAUGUUUGGAGAUUCUCACUUUGCACUAUAAUAGAAUUAAGAGGUUGCCUUCAACAAUGGGUAAUCUAAGCAAUUUGAAGGAACUUGAUGUUAGCUUUAAUGAAAUCGAAUUUGUACCAGAGGACCUGUGUUUGGCAGUUAAUUUGAAAAAAUUAAACUUGGGAAAGAACUUUGCGGACCUAAGAGCCUUGCCAACAUCAAUUGGAAAACUUGAAAUGCUUGAGGAGUUGGAUAUAAGUGAUGAUCAAAUAAGAGUUCUACCAGAGUCUUUCAGAUUCUUGUCCAAGUUGAGAGCUUUUCGUGCUGAUGAGACUCCUCUUGAGGUGCCUCCAAGAGAAGUGGUCAAGUUGGGUGCUCAGGAAGUUGUGCAGUAUAUGACUGAUUUUGUUACCAAGAGGGAUGCAGAACUUCUGCCAUCAAAGAAGAAAAAGAAGGGAUUUUUGUUCUGGUUUUGCUCCAUAUUUUGCCCUCAGCAGAAAUGAUGUUUGAAUUGUUUCCUUGUGAUAUAUUUUAUCCAUUGCAUAUGUUUGGAACACCUUGUUUUUCCUGAUAAACUGUUCUAUAAUUUUGGGUUUGCCUUGUAAACUGGUGUUUAUAACUUUGAUUUUCUGCUAAU
Molecule: messenger RNA, 1836 nt
Organism: Gastrolobium bilobum
Lineage: Eukaryota; Viridiplantae; Streptophyta; Magnoliopsida; Fabales; Fabaceae
Product: plant intracellular Ras-group-related LRR protein 5-like
Exons: 3
Coding region: 143-1702 (519 amino acids)
Molecular function (GO): protein binding
Source: RefSeq, a predicted model, not a curated record